UAAAAUUGCAAACCCUAGUUACCCUACUUUAGCUUUUUUGAAAAAAAUGUUCAAUGAGAAUGAAAUUAUGAAUGCACAACAUAGAAUGAAUGUCUUAAUUUAUUUUUGCAUUUGUAAUGUUUUAUUGCAGCAACCUUCACAUUCUUAUUUGCCUCAAGUUUCACAAAACAAUCAUACAAUGUCCUCUUCUAGACCUCCCAUUAGAAAGGACCCUGCUUGGAAAUAUCAUGAGGAUUUUCCAGGGCAAAGAAAAGGGCAAACAAAGUGUAUAUUUUGCAAAACAAUAUUCCAUGGAGGCAUAUAUAGAUUGAAAUACCAUAUUGUUGGUGUGCGUGGGCAUGAUGCCGACCCAUGCACAAAAGCAGUCACUGAGGCCGUACGUGAUUGCUAUGUAAUGGUUGAAGAAAUUGAAAGGAAAAGGAAAGAAAAAGAGGAUCUCACAGUCAUUGGGAGACAUGCACCUUUAGGAACAGGGACACAAUUAGGUUGUGUUGGAGGGCCUUCUUCCUUACCUUCAUAUCGUCCCACUCAUUUUGCUACUACUCAUGCUUCCGGUUCUGCUUCUAUAAGUGCCAGUGCUAGUGCCAGUGCCUCUGCCCCUUCUCAUGUUCCUAGCACUGGCAGUGGUAGUGGGAAUGCUAGCAUUGGACCUAGGAUUCGUAAAUCUAGGUUGGAUACCUUUUUUGCACCUCGCACUACUCCUGGGUCCCAACAGUCACUUGAGAGCAUGGGUUGGAACAAGGAGGUCCAUGAUGCUGCUAAAAUGGCAGUUGGCAGAUUUUGGAUCUAUGGCAGUAUUCCAUUCUUCACAGCCAGGUCACCUUAUUGGCAAGAAAUGGUUGAUGCCCUUACCAUUUGUGGGGCGAGGUAA
This is a messenger RNA of Cryptomeria japonica (Japanese cedar), 871 nucleotides long. RefSeq lists its product as uncharacterized. Bases 47 to 871 code for a protein of 274 amino acids. The record is from RefSeq and is a predicted model, not a curated record. Gene Ontology annotation, molecular function: DNA binding. Lineage: Eukaryota; Viridiplantae; Streptophyta; Pinopsida; Cupressales; Cupressaceae. The transcript has 3 exons.